Molecule: messenger RNA, 2884 nt
Organism: Pseudonaja textilis
Lineage: Eukaryota; Metazoa; Chordata; Lepidosauria; Squamata; Elapidae
Source: RefSeq, a predicted model, not a curated record
GAUCUUUUCAUUUGCUAUCCACAGAUUUAUGUAAUGGAUCCCCAAGUAAAUUUCAGUGUAACCUUCCGUGGUAAUAACUUCAACUUCCUUGUAUCAUCUCAAACCACAUGGGCUGAUAUGGAAGCCAUGGUAAAAGUGUCAUUUGGACGGAAAGAUAUCCAGAUCAAAUACCUAGAUGAGGAACAGGAUGAGGUAUCCAUCAACUCAGCAGAAGAAUAUCAAGAAGCUGUUAAGAUUGCAAUGAAACAAGGCAAUCGGCUCCAAAUGAACGUCUAUGAAUUACGAGUUCCUUCAGGCAUGUCUUCAGGAUUCGUUUUUGGGAGAUCUGAGGAACCGUUUGUUCCAGUAAUUAAAAAGAAGCUCCCAAUUGCUCAAACUCUGAUAAAAGUCAAAGAUACUAAAGAAAGAAUAGAUACUAAAAGAAAGAAUAAAAGGAUAAAGAGUGAGCUCCUUCUCAGUGAGGUUCCUCCUGAGUGGUUCACAAGCUACUUGGAAAAGUUCCGGGAGCAAGUUGUUCAAGACACUGUUAAAGUACUGGAACAGAAGUUGGAUGACAAACUGCUUCUUACCAACCAACUUCCAAGCUCCAUGAACACCUCAAGACACCAAAUUCCUGCAAGUUCCUUGGUGCAAGGCAGUUCCUAUGACUGGCUGCUCUCCUGUAAUAAUUGUCAAAAUCCCAUAGUGGGGAUUCGCUAUCAAUGCAGUGUUUGUCCAACAUAUAACCUCUGCGAAUUGUGUGAAGCAGGGUUAUAUUUCCAUGACUCUAACCAUGUCUUUCUAAAACUGCGGAGGCCCACCUUGCAUAUUUCAGACACACAUAGUCUUGAGCAGCUGUCAUCUUCUCUAGUCACUUCAGAGAAAGUCAGAUUCCAGAAGCAGAUGGACAAGCAUUUCCUGAAAGCAGAAAAGCAGCGUUUAAGGGGAGAAAAGCAGCAGCGUAAAGCUGAAACACAGGAACUCCAGAAGCAACUUAAAUUGCAUCAAAAGUUUAAACUAUGGGACUCCGUCCGUGCUCUUGACCACACUAGUUUGGCAGUUACAAAAUCUGAGAGCCUACAAUCCAGUACACUUCUUUCUAUGCAGCAGUGCCCUGUUGUCUCCACACUGAGUGCUGCUUUUGUAGACGAGAAUUUACCAGAUGGAACUCACCUCCCACCAAAUAUUAUCUUCAUGAAGCAUUGGCGUAUGAGGAACACAGGCAACAUUACAUGGAGUUCAGAUACCAAGCUAAAGUUCAUGUGGGGAAACAUAACUCUGAUGUCUUCUGGAAAAAAAGAUGUGAUUGUGCCUUCCUUACUUCCUGGGGAGGAAGGGGUUGUCUCAGUGGAGUUUAAAGCCCCAGGCACGGAAGGAACCUAUACCUCCCACUGGAGGUUAUCACAUAAAGAAGAACAAUUUGGACCCCGGAUCUGGUGCAGUAUUGUGGUUGACGCCUCUUCCCCCACAAUUUCCAAUCUGCCUGACCAUGGCAGAUUGAUGCCUAGCUUUUGCCAGAAUAGUAUGUCUCUUUUCAAAAAAGAGGAAAGCGCUUCAGAAUUUAAGGGGGAAGUAAGUUUGGCCAACAGAGUUGCUUCAUCAGUGACGAAAAGAAUCCUCAGUGCUAGAGAGUUUUACAUUCCAUCACUUGAUCUUCUCACAGCCCAGGAUUUGCUCUCCUUUGAAUUGCUGGACAUUAACAUAGUGCAAGAAUUGGAGCAAGUCCCUCGUAAUACUCCUGUUGAUUCCAUACAAGGUCCAAGCCCAUACAAAAUCCAGGACUCUACUUCUCUGCCAAAAACAACUAACUUAGACCAGAAACAAGAAGCGAAUGAGAAGAUCACAUAUAAAUUACUGUCUGAAGCUCAAGUCAGCAAAGGGAAGGCUGAAAAUUCAGGGAACCAAGAAGAAGGAGAGGAAGAUAUGAGUGGAACUCAAUUUGUCUGUGAAACAGUCAUUCGUUCUCUCACCUUAGAUGCUGCACCUGACCAUCAGCCCCCACAAAAAAAGAAGUCUUUUCAGAAUUCUCUGUCCGAUGUUGCCCACUGCAGCCCAGAGAACAAUGAUUCCAUUAACCCUGUGUCUGUAUCAGAGGAAUUAGAAGGCAAAGUACCGACUCCUGAAUUUGGAAACCUCCCAGUGCAAGAUGGUAAAGAAUCAAAAGGAGGAGAAGCUGACAAUAAUACUCAGGGUGAAGUCAAUAGUCAGGCAUCUUCUUUUUCUGAAGAUUGUAUCAUCCUUCCAGAAUGUUUUGAUACUAGUCGUCCUCUGGGCAAGUCAAUGUACAGUUCAGCACUCUCUCAAUCAAAUUUAGAAAAGGUGACCAUGGCUCCAGCAAAUCCUGAAGAAAGCCACACAUCAAUCAGUAGUACCAGUGAUACGUUGAUUACCUCUCAGACCCUCGAUGAAGUGUCACUGACCACCCCUCAGAGUGGGGAACCACGGCUAAUAAGAUAUCGGGCUCUAACAGAUAUCAGUUCCCAAGAAGCAACUUUUCCCAUUAUAGAGGAAGCCCUGUUGGUUCCUAUCCAGAUAAGAGAAGAAUUACAGAGAGAUGAUUCUGAGGUUUCAUCUCCAGAAAACGUAAAUAACCCAUCAAUGUAUCCUGAAUCCUCUAGACAUAGCCCAGGAAAUAGCCUUGCUGGUGGCCUGGUGAAAGGGGCCUUAUCAGUGGCUACCUCAGCUUACAAAGCUUUGUUUGUUGGGCAAGCCUCCAUGGAUCAGGCUCUUUCUGUAACCAAUGAAAAUCAAAUGACUUCAUACCUGACUUACCUACGUGAAAUGGGUUUCUGUGACAGACACCUUAACCUCCAUCUGUUGCAGAAACAUAAAUUUGACAUGAAUCUUGUUGUCACUGAGUUGCUGCAGCUGAAUUGGGGUGAUCGGUAUGAGAACCCAUACUGAA